CGCGAGUCGGAUCGGACAGGUGGGGCAGGGAGAGUAGUCGGGUCGGAGUAUAUAGCCGCCUGCCUGACAUAAUAUCUCCAGAUUGAUUUCCCCUUUUUGUGUUCUUCUCUUUCUCCACCAGGAAGGAGAAGAAUUUUCCCCAUCACAUCCGUCGCAAAGGGUUCGAUCGCGAUGUUGGAGGAGCUGCUCAUCUUCACGCGGGGCGGGCUGAUCCUGUGGUCGUCCUGCCGCGCCCUCGGCGGCGCGGCGCUCAAGGGCUCCCCGAUCGACGCGCUCAUCCGCUCCUGCCUCCUCGAGGAGCGCUCCGCCGACGCCAGCUUCUCGCAGGACACCUACGCGCUCAAGUGGACCUUCAACAACGACCUCGGCCUCGUCUUCGUCGCCGUCUACCAGCGUAUGCUCCACCUCCUCUACGUCGACGACCUGCUCGCCGCCGUACGGAAAGAGUUCUCCCAGAUCUACGAUCCCAAGCGUGUUUCCUACGAUGGGUUUGGUGACGUGUUUCGGCAGCUCCAUCUCGAGGCCGAGGCGCGCGGCGAGGCCAUGAGGAAGUCGAAACAGCAGAACAGUGUGUCGCGUGUUGUGCCGGCGGGUGCUGCUGCUGCCGGUGGAGGCGGCAAGAAGUCUGGUGCCCGUGGGGGUUUGCAGAGGAAGAGUUCCGAGUCCGGGAAGGAUGACUCCGAUGGCGGCGACUCGCGGAAGGAGCACGGUCUGACUAAUGGUACUAGUGUUGCCAAGGGGCAAGAGAACAAGGACAAUUCUCAUGCCCGUGCUGAUGUUGUUGUUAACGGGAAGGAGAACGGGGACCCCAAUGACGGGGCCUUCGAUGUAAAUACGCUGCGUCGUAAGAUGGGAAACAAGGGUGGGAAGAAGAAUGAUGUCAAGAAGGUGCCUAAGGCCGAGCCGAAGAGGAACGUUAAGCAAAAUAGGGUUUGGGAUGAUAAACCUAAGAAGAACGAGAAGCUGGAUUUCACGGACCCAGCCGAUGAGAGAGGGGAUGAGGUGACAGAGCAGGCGCUUGUCCACCAGGGGGACAGCAUGAUGGAUAAGGAUGAAAUUGUGAGCAGCGAUAGCGAGGAUGAUGAAGAGGAGAAUGCUGAAGCUGGCCAGAAGAAGAAGGGAUGGUUCUCCUCCAUGUUUAAGAGCAUUUCAGGCAACAAUGUACUUGAGAAGGCUGAUCUGCAACCUGCACUUAAAGCUCUUAAAGAUAGACUGAUGACAAAGAAUGUGGCUGAAGAAAUUGCAGAAAAGCUUUGUGAAUCAGUAGCAGCUAGCCUUGAGGGCAAAAAGCUAGGAUCCUUCACCAGAAUUUCUUCUACUGUUCAGACAGCUAUGGAGGAGGCUCUUCUUCGCAUUUUAACUCCAAGGCGAUCCAUUGACAUAUUGAGGGAUGUACAUGCUGCCAAGGAGCGUGGCAAGCCAUAUGUUGUUGUUUUUGUUGGAGUGAAUGGAGUUGGCAAAUCUACCAAUCUUGCAAAGGUUGCUUACUGGCUUCUUCAGCAUAACCUCAGUGUAAUGCUGGCGGCAUGUGAUACCUUUAGAUCUGGUGCUGUUGAGCAGCUGCGCACUCAUGCUCGCAGGCUUCAGAUACCUAUAUUUGAGAAGGGAUAUGAAAAAGAUCCAGCAGUCGUAGCGAAAGAAGCUAUUCAUGAAGCCACUCGGAAUAAAUCAGAUGUUGUUCUUGUUGAUACAGCUGGACGUAUGCAGGAUAAUGAGCCACUCAUGAGAGCACUCUCCAAGCUCAUCAAUCUCAAUAGCCCAGAUCUAGUUUUAUUUGUGGGAGAAGCAUUAGUUGGAAAUGAUGCUGUUGAUCAACUCAAUAAAUUCAACCAGAAAUUGGCAGAUCUUUCCACUGUUCCUACUGCUAGACUGAUCGAUGGUAUCCUGCUCACCAAGUUUGACACAAUUGACGACAAGGUUGGAGCGGCGCUUUCCAUGGUUUACAUAUCUGGAUCUCCGGUCAUGUUUGUUGGAUGUGGUCAGUCUUACACUGACCUGAAGAAGCUCAAUGUGAAAUCCAUUGUGAAAACCCUCCUGAAGUGAAUGCUGCAUGUUGUACUGCAAUAUGUACCGCCUACAAAGUCUUUGUUAUCUUUAAAUCCCCCGUGACCUCAUCAUUUUCUUGUUCGUUGUGGAACUGUUAUCCCUAGCAACCGUCAUGGCUGUUAACAUACUCUAUUUGCGAUAUUUGUAUCGGUCGGUGUACUUUGUAUCUUCAGAAAUACAAUAGUAUGUGACUUCAAAUUGCUUUGCU
Messenger RNA from Brachypodium distachyon (stiff brome), 2254 nucleotides. Its product is annotated as signal recognition particle receptor subunit alpha. The coding region runs from base 172 to 2043 and encodes 623 amino acids. Lineage: Eukaryota; Viridiplantae; Streptophyta; Magnoliopsida; Poales; Poaceae. Gene Ontology annotation, biological process: SRP-dependent cotranslational protein targeting to membrane. The record is from RefSeq and is a predicted model, not a curated record. The transcript is spliced from 10 exons. Gene Ontology annotation, cellular component: endoplasmic reticulum membrane; signal recognition particle receptor complex. Gene Ontology annotation, molecular function: signal recognition particle binding; GTP binding; ATP hydrolysis activity.